GCUCUUCUCCCUUUGAACUCCACUUCCUUCUCUCGUCCCUGACUAUCUUCUGUUUCCAUCCCCGAUCCCAGCUGAAGUACAUCUAUCGAAAGUACUGAAAAUGGGGCCUCGCACACCUGCCCCACCACGCCCACCGCGCCCACCACGCCUCCUCGUCCUCGCCCUAGUCCUCCUUGGCCUCACCGCGACCGCCGUCAACCAAGUCCAUGCUGCAGCGACGCGACCCCAGGCAUUCAUCCACGCCGCUGCAGACAAUACCCCAACCUCCGUUGCAACUUCCUCGCCGACGCCAGCGCCUGCAUCCAGUGAUGGUCAGGAUACGUGCUCACAUCUAUUGGGGAGACAGGAUUGUGGAUUCCUCGGUAUCACGAAGGACCAGUGCAUCCAGCGACAGUGCUGCUGGUCUCCCUCCAGGGCACCCGUUCCCUGGUGCUUCCAGAAGAAGAAUGAAGAAUACUUCUGCACGACCGAUAUUGUCAGCCGACGCGAUUGUGGUUACAUGGGCAUCAACGCUCAGGAAUGCUACGACCGGGGAUGCUGCUGGGACUCGACCGAGAAUACCCUGAACGCCCCCUUCUGCUUCCUGAAACAACAACCCUGCAAAGGCUACACUGUCUCAUCCGUCCAAGAAUCUGACUCGGCCCUGUCGCUCUCCUUGUCCCUGAAUGGCUCUCCCGCAGACUGUGCCCGAUUUGGCCAAGACCUUCCGAACUUGAAUGUCAAGGUUGCGUUUGAGACCGAGUCCCGGAUCCGGAUCAAGAUUGUGGAUGCGAACGCGACGCGAUAUGAAAUCCCACGCGAGGCCCUGCCCCCGACGGAGGAGACCGUGAGGAAGGUUGAGAAACGUGGGUAUGCUUUCGAGUACAAGGAGAAUCCAUUUACAUUCCUGGUGAAGAGGGUUCAGGAUGGGGAGGUUGUAUUUGAUUCGAACGUGGCUGGGGUGGACUCGUUGGUAUUUGAGGAUGAGUACCUAGAGAUCUCGUCUGUGAUUCCAAAGGAAGCGAAUAUCUAUGGACUCGGGGAGGUCAUGUCGUCGUUCAGGCGGGAUCCCAAGGGUACAAGACAGACGCUUUGGGCAAGGGAUGCUCCGACACCGAAGGACCAGAACUUGUAUGGAUCUCACCCGUUCUAUAUGGAGAUGCGUAACGGAUCCACACAUGGGGUCUUCCUGAGGAAUUCAAACGGAAUGGAUGUGUUUGUGACGCCGGGCAAGGUCACGUAUAAGGUCAUUGGAGGCGUUCUGGACUUCACAGUGUUUGUAGGCCCGACCCCUGCGGAGGUGAUGGACCAGUAUACAGAAGUCAUUGGGCGACCGCAUAUGCCCCCAGCCUGGGCCAUGGGAUUCCAUCAGUCAAGAUACGGAUAUAAGAAUGUCGAGGCGGUCGAACAGGUUGUUCAACAGUACCGACAAGAGAACCUUCCAUUGGAUGGGGUCUGGAUCGAUAUCGAUUACAUGGAUCAGUAUCGGGAUUUCACAUUCGAUGAGACGAGGUACCCACAAGCCAAGGUUCGUGCACUGGCGGAGAAUUUGAAGGCGAGCAAUCAGAGCAUGAUCCUGAUUGUCGACCCCGGAAUCCCGAUUGCUCCGGGAUAUGAGCCCUAUGAUUCGGGGAUGCAGGAGGAUGUGUUUAUCAAGACCUUGACGGGUAAACCGAUCGAGGGACGUGUUUGGCCAGGACAGACAUAUUUUCCCGAUUUCUUCAACACGAACGAGACCUGGCAGUAUUGGCAGCGACAGUUGGGCAAGACCGAGGAAGCUCUGGGCGUAAAUGUGUACCCCUGGAUCGAUAUGAACGAACCGAGUAAUUUCUGUAGUGGCCCCUGUAACAAGGACGCCCCCAAUGCCCUCAAGCGGAAACGAGAGGAUGCAGCACCUCAGCAGAGUCUGAAGUAUGCGAUCAAUAACGCGGGACGACAGGCACCUCUGGACGAGAAGACGUUGGCAGAGAAUGCGGUGCAUAAGAAUGGGCUGCGGUUGACGGAUACUCAUAAUCUGUAUGGACAUAUGGAGGCGGCCGCGACGCAUCAGGCCCUGUUGAAGCUCCAGCCGGACAGGAGGCCCUUUAUCUUGACGAGAUCGUCCUUUGCCGGCACUGGCGCCUAUGCUGCCCACUGGACUGGCGAUAACUGGUCGGAUUGGGACCACUUGAAGUACUCCAUCUCUGGGAUCCUAUCCUUCGGACUCUUCGGAAUCCCCUUUGUUGGAGCCGACAUCUGCGGUUUCAACGGCAACACUACCGAAGAACUCUGUCUGCGCUGGCACCAACUCGGAUCGCUCUAUCCCUUCGCGAGAAACCACAACGAUAUCCAUGCGACGGAUCAGGAACCGUACAUGUGGCCAAAUUCGGUACUCCCGGCGACGAGACAGGCAUUGGGGAUGCGGUACUCGCUGUUGCCGUAUUUUUAUACGCUCCAUCAGCGGUCUCAUCGGACAGGACGACCUAUCUGGCAGCCCCUGUGGUUCGAGUUCCCGAAAGAUCCGGUCUCGUGGAAAGUCGAGGAGCAGUUCUUGUUGGGUGAUAACGUGCUGGUUUCACCUGCAUUGACGAAGGGACAGAUUCAGGUCAAGGCGUUCUUCCCAGGCGAUGGACAGUGGUUUGAUUUUUCGACGCUUCAAGCUGUCAUGGGCACUGGCGCAGGAGGGAAGGAUGGGAGGUAUGCGUAUUUGAGUGCGAAGGCCGAAAGCGAUCCGAUCCCAAUGUCGGUCCGUGGGGGCUCGGUUAUCCCGAUCCAGGCACCUGCACAGUCGACGGUUGCGGCGACGAGGAUGCAGCCGGUUUCGUUAAUCGUGGCCUUGGAUGUUGCGGGUACUGCUGCCGGAGAAAUGUAUGUGGACGACGGAGCUUCGGUUCAGAAUGAGUACAACGCCAUGGUCUCAUUCCAGAUGGAUCCCCAGGGACAGAAACUGAUGAGCAAGGCGGUCCUACAGUGGCCUGGCGGAAACCAAGGAGGUGGAGAUCUGAAGGGCAUGGAUCCGGCGCAGGUGGACGCGUUUAGGCGAGAGGUACAGCAUUCGGAUCGGAUUGGGAAGAUUGUAGUGGUGGGAUUGAAUUUUGCGGCGAAGCCUUCGCAGACGGACAGAUCGAGCAGCAAGAACAAGGACAGAGACCAGAAACAGAGACACUGGGAACUGCGUGCGCAGGGAAAGCAUGGGUUGCACAGGCGCGAUGUUGUAGAUCAUGGAGUCAGUGGACGUGUGCAUACGCGCGAAGGCUCUGGAGAGCGAUGGACGAAGCAGGCUUCGUUCAAACGCCGGUCCUUGGCCUCUGCGUCAGCCUCCGAGCACCGCCAGACGACUGCACAGGUCCCUUUGUUGGAGGGCCGUAACUCGACAACGACGAUGCCUGCUGCUAUAAAUGAGGCAAGGCUGACAGUGCUGGAUAUCAAUGGAGCGAGGAUUCCGUUCGGCGAUGGACUGAAUGGCGGGUUGAACGGUACGGAGGGCAAGGAUCCAGCGACAGGGGUGAGCUGGAAGGUGGAUCAGGCAGUUGGGUCGUUGACGGUUGAGGGAUUGGGAAUUGAUUUGUUUUCGGAGUGGUAUAUUCAGUGGGGUCUGGCAUAGACCAUCGUAUACAAAGGGCAAUGUAAUGUUUACGAGAUGACCAAAAUGAAUAAAAUAAAU
Molecule: messenger RNA, 3622 nt
Organism: Gamsiella multidivaricata
Lineage: Eukaryota; Fungi; Mortierellomycota; Mortierellomycetes; Mortierellales; Mortierellaceae
Product: glycosyl hydrolases family 31-domain-containing protein
Exons: 5
Coding region: 101-3562 (1153 amino acids)
Biological process (GO): carbohydrate metabolic process
Molecular function (GO): carbohydrate binding; hydrolase activity, hydrolyzing O-glycosyl compounds
Source: RefSeq, a predicted model, not a curated record